Molecule: messenger RNA, 1651 nt
Organism: Seminavis robusta
Lineage: Eukaryota; Bacillariophyta; Bacillariophyceae; Naviculales; Naviculaceae
Source: the annotation of a GenBank genome assembly
UGCUAAAACGACGCACAUUUCUUCUUUGGUUUACACACUUCAGCCAACACCAACCACCAACCACACACACCACCCAAGCUUUUCCAACUGCCACCACCCUCGGUAUCUCAUUGAAGGACCAUGAGAAGACGGCCACGGUGGCUUGUCACCCCCUUUGUGAUCCUGCAAGCCAUUGAUCUUCCCGUCAGCAACUCUUGGUCGUCUACCCACAGUCUGAUUCAAACUACUCGUACCGGUACAUGUACCAGUAGUAGGAGAUGUGUUGCCAUCAGAGCAGUGGCCGUUGACGCCGAGAAAGAAAACGCAGCAAGAGAAGCUGACAACGCAGGUCCUCUGUCGCUCUCAUUGGAAGAGCUGGCAGACAUUCUAGGUGGAAAGGGUCGGGCGAAAUCCUGCUGGGAUUGUUAUCAACUUGGUGUUGAUCCGUUAUGGUUUUUCGAGAAUGACGAUCCAAACCAGAGAGAACCCAUCCCUCACACUCUCAGCAAGGCUCUCUCAUUGUCAGUCGAACCAGAGACCAGAUCUCAAAUCAGAGAACGAAUCACGCCAAGACGACAAUCACAAGGGAUGGGACGCAACGCUUUGCAGAAACUCCGACAGGUUGUUGCUGUCUCUCCCCAACCUUCAGCCCAAAAGGACAAUUCGGCAACAGCAAAAGAAACAGAAACAGAAACAGAGCCGAUGGAUUCCAUGGCCUCCAUCGCCACGGUGACACAGCUGCAUCGCAGUCUGGAUGGAACAGCCAAAAUUGUACUCCAAUUGACGGAUGGGCUGCAGGUUGAAUCUGUUGUCAUUCCAUGGCCAGACCGAGAAACUUCUUCCCUUUGCAUUUCCAAUCAGGUUGGAUGCGCCCAAGCUUGCACAUUUUGCUCUACUGGGAGGAUGGGGGAGCUUCGCAGCUUGACUGCCGAUGAAAUACUGGUUCAAAUGUACUGGGCCGCGAAGGUGUGCCGCAUUUUCCCUGGAUUAUACCCCAUCGAUGCUUGUAUCUUUAUGGGCAUGGGUGAAGCUGCCCGCAACGUGCAACAUGUGGUCCGAGCUGCUUCACACCUAGUGGAUCCUCAGCUCUUUCAAUUGGCACCACGGAGGGUAACCAUAUCAACAGUGGCGCCUUCUCCAAAGGCAUUUGAAGAACUGGGAAAGGCUCCUGUUGUACUGGCGUGGAGUGUUCAUUCUUCCGAGGAUGCGCUCCGAAAAAAGUUAGUGCCUACUACAAAACACCAAAUGGUCGAGUUGAGAGAUUCUCUCAUCAAGGUCCUCCUGGGCCGGCCACGAAAAUUGCGACAAAUCAUGCUUGAGUUGGCAUUGAUUGAAAACGUUAAUGAUCGGCCACAAGACGCAGAGCAUUUGGCGGAAUUCUGCAAUGCCUUCUAUGAGAAAGUUCCAGGUGUCAAACUGGUGGUGAACUUGAUCCCGUGGAAUGAUAUAGCUGCAACAUCGGGCCCCGCUAAGCACUACCGAAAACCAUCGAAUGGGCGCAUCUUAGCUUUUCAAAAGAUUUUAGUCGGUAAAGACAUGUUGUGCUACGUACGCACGACCCGAGGCGAUGAUGAGAGCGCAGCCUGUGGUCAGCUUGCAACCAAGGCGUCAUCAAAACCAAACAAUAAAACAGACUAGAAACUAAGUUCAGGCUAGGCUGCAAGCUUAAUUU